This is a messenger RNA of Dictyostelium purpureum, 2163 nucleotides long. RefSeq lists its product as uncharacterized. The coding region runs from base 1 to 2163 and encodes 720 amino acids. The transcript is spliced from 7 exons. NCBI's taxonomy places the organism in Eukaryota, Evosea, Eumycetozoa, Dictyosteliales, Dictyosteliaceae. The record is from RefSeq and is a predicted model, not a curated record. Gene Ontology annotation, biological process: pinocytosis. Gene Ontology annotation, cellular component: phagocytic vesicle; plasma membrane.
AUGAAUAAAUUAAAAAUAAUUUUAUUUGUUUUAUUGGGUUUGGUUAUAAACUUCAGUAAAGCUGUUCUUAUCGAAUCCGAGUUAAUUCAAGCAGAUCUAAUUAUCAAUGCUCUGCAAUUGGAUGGUGAAGACCCAUGUUUCUUAUUUGCUUGUGAAACAGAUUUAAACUCAUUCCAACACGUUGUAGAAAUAGAAAUAACAGAUCUUAUUAUUUCUUCAAAUGAUUUAAAAAAUAUCGAUUUCUCUGUAUUUACCUGGCUCAGAAAGUUAGUUUUGGGUGCUCAAUGUGCCAUUCCACAAAAUAUUUUAUCUCAAAUUUCAAAUUUAGCUAAUUUACAGACUAUAGACCUUUAUGAUACAGUAUACAGUGAAAAUGUAAAUUUACCAGUUUCAUUAACAACUAUCAUAUUUAAUGAUUUCCAAGGAAUAUUUUACACUAGAUGGGUUUCUACAGAAGUUAUAACUCUAUAUGUUAUAGAAACUACCCAAUUCUCGGUAGAAGGUUCAUUCUCAAGAAAUGAAGAGUUAACCCAGUUACAAUUCCCAGUUACAAGUAGUGGUUUCAUUAGUCUUAAAGAUUCUUUCCCAUAUGUCAUUGAUGUUACCAUCAUCAUGAAAGAUAUGGAAUACAGUGGUACUGGUUUUAUUCCAGCAAGUUAUUUAGGCUCAUUCAACUCUUUACCACAACUCAAAUACUUAACUUUUAAAAAUAAUGAUCUUCAAAAACUCAUUUAUUUCCCAGAUUUAAGUAAACUCACCACUUUAUCAUCUGUAGUUGUAAUUGGUGAAAUAUUUGCUUUAAGUACUAACCAAAUUAUUGAUUUAUCAAAUAAUUACCCAAAUUUAAAAAUAUCAAUUUUAAAUACUGAUGAAUUUUUAAAGACAUGUAACAAUUGUAUUAAAUUACCAAAAGACUCUGAAUUUAUGUUAGAAACUGUUAAUGUUAAAAUUGACUCUUUAGAUUUAUCAAACGUUUCAAUUAUUGAUUUUUCAGAAAUUGAACCAGAACAAACUGUAUCAUUUAAAAACUUUGAUUUUAGUAAAUUAUCAGAGCUUACACUUACUUAUUCAAAGGUUAGUGGUGAUUUACCAGAAGAUUUAUGUUUAAUUGAUUUUACUAAAGUAGAAAUUCAACAUAACUUUUUUGCCACUAAAAUUCCAUCAUGUUAUCUUUGUACAAAAUCUAAUAUAGUAAGAGGUUCUAUCCUUCCAAACAGUUUUACAAAUUUUGAAAGCUCAUGUCCAAACUUUUCUAUUGAUCCAGUACCACAAUAUUUCCUUGCUGAUACCAGUGGUCUUGAUAUUACAAUUACUGGUAAUAACUUGGGUUUUGAUGAGGAGGAUAUCGCACUUGAUAAUAUCCAACUUUUUAAAUAUGUUAUUCCCCAUAAGAAAAUAGUAUUCUCUAUCAGACCAGGCGUCGGUUCAAUCAAUCAAACUUCCACCAUCUCAUUUUAUAAUGGUCCAAAAACAAUAGAAUUUUUAUACAAUUAUAUUAAACCAACAAUCGAAGGUUACUUUACCGAUCUUGAUAAUGGUGCUAUUAAUUUUGUAGGCUCAGGUUUUGAUUACGAAAAUAAAAAAACUUUUGUUUUCGUAAAUGACUUUGAGGAACUUUAUGUCUCUGCUUUCCACUCCGAAAUCAAUUAUUUCUCUUUUGAUCCAAACGAACUAAAAGAAACAACCUUAACCGUUGGUGAAAGUUUUAAUAUUCAAGUCGACGUUGGUGGUCAAAGAUCAAAUAUUGCAACAUUUGUUUAUUCAGAUGAGAAUAUAGAGAUUCACAAUAGCACCAUCAAAAUAGUCAACACAGGAAGCACAGUCACAAUUGUUGGUGUUUUUAAAACAGAACAAAUUUCAGAUGUUAAAUUGGUUGUUGGCAAUAUCUUAUGUACCGUAUCCAAGGUUUCUCCAGAUUCACUUACUUUUAACUUCCCAAAAUCAGUCGAUACUGUUGGUAUUUAUAGAUUAGAUUUAUAUAUCCAAGGCUUAUAUGCUUAUACAAAUGCAGAAAUAACCCAAGAAAAUGUAGAACCAACCAAAAAACCAUCAACACCAAGACCAAAUAAUAGUGAUAGUGAUUCAGAUAAUAUUUCAUCAGCUUUCAAAUUAGGUUUUUCCAUUUAUUCAGUUUUAUUUGUAUUAUUAGUUUCACUUUUUUAA